Molecule: messenger RNA, 7655 nt
Organism: Aplysia californica (California sea hare)
Lineage: Eukaryota; Metazoa; Mollusca; Gastropoda; Aplysiida; Aplysiidae
Product: microtubule-associated protein futsch
Biological process (GO): dendrite development; regulation of microtubule depolymerization; microtubule cytoskeleton organization
Cellular component (GO): microtubule; cytosol; dendrite
Molecular function (GO): actin binding; microtubule binding
Source: RefSeq, a predicted model, not a curated record
GAUUCCGCUGCUGGGAUGUGGAGGACACUGGUAUUGACAUCAACGAUGAACUGGCACAAAUUGCUAACAGAGCAUCCUUGGGGGAGGAAGGGGCCAAUGCCAGCAAGAAGCCAGGUGAGCGAUUGAUACAGCACCAGUCUGAGAAUCUCUCCGUGGAAAUUUUGAUCAAUCCUCUCGCUCAGUCUGUGAAAAACUCUCUAAAGAAACUUUUGAUUGCAUCUUCCCCAACCAAGUAUGUGCUCUAUGCUGGACAUGCUUUCCAAGGCACUGGGGCCUGGGUGCUUCAAGAUGACACUUUUUCAUUCAGUAGCCUAGCCCAGGUUUUCAAGAACACUGAUGUGGAGAAUGCUCUGAAACAAAACAUUGAAGCCAACCUGACCAUCCAUACGUCUGCUGAGAGCCACUGGGGAACAAGUAUCAGCAAAGCCGAUUUCACCAACAAUUUACGGAUCCAACUCAACCCUCCAGAAAAAUUGCACAACAUCCACGGUGUGGUACAGUUCACUGCUUAUGUAGGCAGUUUUGUUACUCAGACACCAGUCACAAACCUGCUUCAGGCCUCUGAACAGUUUGGUAACAUUGGCUUUACCAGACCAACGCUGUACAUCUUCCCUGGUUGCCAGGGUGAUUCAGCAUUAUUUGGGAUAAAUGGGUUUAACCUCCUUGUAAAUGGUGGGUACAACAGACGGGCUUGCUUCUGGGAUUUUGCUAGGCAUUUAGAUAGAGUUGAUGCAAUGCUACUCACUCAUUUGGGUCCAGAUAAUAUUUUUGGUAUUAACACUGCUCUACAGAGAAAAAGUUUGGAGAACAUACAUCCUCAGAUUGGCUACUUGUAUUUCAAUGCUAUUGAUAAGCCAAGUGCCCCAGCCCCCUGUGGGGAUGGAGAUGGAGAUGCUGAAAAAAAGAGCAGUCUACUUAUUAACCUCGCUGAGGAAGCCAAUAAUCUGACUCGCAUGGCAAAGCAACUGGGUAUCAGCCCUCAGCCUUGCUCUCGUUCUGCUACAAGCCAGAAUGCAGAACCAAUCAACCUGUACCAUAAGCUGGGCCAUGGGUCUUUGGACAUGUAUAUGUUGAAUCCUAUUACAGACAGCAAGGAAAUGAAAGAAUUUUAUCAACUCUGGAAUAAGAAAGCUUCAAAUCUUGGGUCCAGUGGACCUUUCCCCCUGCAGAAUGCUCUGUCUGUGUGUACCAUGUUGGUGUGGAGACCCCAUAAUCCGAAUGAGAAGAUCGUUAGGAUUUUCUUUCCAGGAAAUGCUCCACAGCACAAGAUUGCUGAAGGGUUGGAAAAGAUGAAGAGCUUUGCAUAUUUGAAGCAUGCUUCAUGCACACCCAAGGACCUGCUGAAACCAGCUGUCGUGAAAAAGGCAGGCGGAUCUGCCAGGCCUGGAAGUGGAGCUACAAGGUCAGCCAGAACAACUGCGACUUCUCGUGCUGAGACCACAAGAAGUAUGAAUGCAAGCAGGAUGGAAUCUCCCCGCAAGGCUGAAUCAAGAACCGCUAGCAGGUUAGGUGCAAUGUCACCAACAAAGGCUACCACAAGAGCUAAAGAAGAAAAUGGUAAAAGACCUACUGAUGUCAAGAAGCGUCCGACAAGAAUAGAGGACAAAGAGAAGGAUACAAAUACAAGACCAGCAUCUGCAAGGUCAAGCACAAUGUCGAGCCCAAGUAAAGCAACAUCACCCAGAAAGACUCCCUCUCCUACCAAGUCUGCAUCGCCUACAAAAGGAACUUCUCCUGCUAAGUCUCCUUCACCUCCAAAAUCAGUUCUAGCAAAAUCUCCAACCAAAGCCAAGUCUCCUGAGAAGAGUAAGCCAGAAGAGAAGCCAGCUCCUCCGGCGGAGGUGAAGAAUGAAGAGGUUUCUGCAGCUCCAGUUCCUAGCUCCCUGGUGGACACUCCUGCUACUGAGCCAGCUCCAGUUGGAAAUAAUAUGGACAAGCCAGAACUGAAGCCAGAGUCAGACCAGGCUCAGGGAGCCCAGCAGGAUCAGAUUGAGGCAUUGCAGACUGUUGAUAACACUGCCAGUGAGAAAACACAGCCUUCUGAGACAAACUCCAACUUGUUGUCCUCUUCUGUCGAUGCUAUGAAUGCAUCUAUGACCAUGUCUGCUGACAGACAGAAGCUGGAAAGCCUAGGCAUAUAUGAUGCUGAUGAACAAAAGGAUAAUCAAGUGGAUGCACAGAGUCCAGUGUACACGAAUGGAGAUAAUGAAGAGGAGGAAGUGAGGCCACAAGCUCUUCCUGAGCCCCCAGUCAUCAUGGAGUCACCAAGUCAAGACUCUGAUAUCAUGCCAGAUUAUAGUUCCAAGAUCGAGUCUGAUGAGCAAGAACUUUCAGAAUUCAACAAAGCCGAAGAAGAACUACAAGAAUUUGAAGCAGACAUUGCAGAAAAUACAGCAGUGAAAUCAUUUGAAGAUCCAGCAGAAGAUAUCCCCCCAUCCCCAGAGCCAGCAGCAGAAGAACAGCCAGACUUUAAUGAUUACCCUGUUGCUGUGGAGGCUCCGAAAACAUUUGAGACUCCGGUAUUCAGCAAUGAUGAUGCAGAUACAAAUGGGGGUGUUGCUGCAAUGGAACAAAAAAUUCAGUAUGGAAUAGACGAGUCUUCUAGGGCCAUGGCUGGUAUUCAAGAGGAGGAAGAGCCCGAAGAGGAAGGAGAAGUAUCAAAAGACAUACAAGCCAGCACAACGGCUGACAAACAAGCUCUCAGAGACCUGGGAAUAUAUGAUGAUGAUGACGAAUUGGAAGAGGAAGUCAAUGGCUUUGACAAUGAAGUAGAAGAGGAGGUUAGGCAGAAUGUUGCCCAACAGCAGUUCUGUGAACAGGUUGUAGAGAAAGAAGAGGUGAAGGAGAAGGAAGACAAUGAUCAAGAGAAGGACAUGGAAGAAGAGGAAGUUGCCAGUGACUGUAGACUGUCUGCUGAACGGCAAUUUGAAGAUGUUGAAGAAGAUGCUAAUCCAAAUUCUGAUGAAGGAAUUGAAGAAGAUACAGAUAAAGAUGUAUGUGAAGAAAAUGAUUCUUCGGUGCCUGCUGCUUUUGACAGGGACUCAAGCCCUGAAAUGGAAGUAAUUCAAAAUGAAAACACGGAAGAACAGAAGACCGUUGAGUCCAUUGAAGAAAGCCCUGGUGAAGGAGUAGAGAAACAAUUAGAUGAUGGAGAGAGGGAGGACACAGAUUCCAUUGAUGGGGGGACUCCAGACGAUGACAAAGAUAUUGAUGAAACUAUCCCUCCAAACGUUAAUGGAACAGAGCAAGAUAAGUCAGAUCAUUUUGCUGUUAUGGAUUCAAUGGCUGACCAAAGCGGCAAAACUGUUGAGAAUGUUAACCCUUUCUCUGGCGUUCAAGGAGAGAGUAACACAGAACCCCAGAGCAAACCAUAUGCUGAAGAUAGUGACAAUGAGCUACAAGAGGAGGGUGCUUCUUUCGACCCAGUUGCACAGUGGGGUAAACCCAUGGGACUCCCAUCUCCACCCCCAACAUCUCCGCAGAAAGGAGCCAGUACAGAUAGACGGCCAGCCUCUGCCGCUAGUAAGCCAGGAGAUGCAAAAUCGCGCACCGCUCGUAAUGGCACUGCAACCACUGAUGCCAAAAAGAGGCCAGCCACAGCACCAACAAGAGCUGGUGCCACUGGUCGUCCUAUGUCCGGAGCUAGACGAGCAGGUUCCAGCAGAUCCUCUCCUCAGAGUGCUAAAGUUCCUCCCCUGCCUCCAAUGACUGCUUUCUACAUGGAUCUGACUUACAUCCCUAACCAUGGAGACCCAUCCUACAGUGAUGUAGAGUUCUUCAAGAGGGUUAGAGCUAGGUAUUAUGUACUGAGUGCUCUCUCUCCAAAUCUGCAAGUUCUUGACUCUUUGAUGGAAGCCAAAGCAACAUGGGAACAGAAGGAUUUAGAGGUCACUCUCAUUCCAACCUAUGACAAUGAGACCCUUCGCCACUGGGUAGGUCUCAAUAAGGAAAAACUUCAGGAGUUGCGCAUUGAUUUGACUCCUGCUGUUAGUCGUUGCACCAUUCAACUUCAGGAUCUUGAGACCAGCCUCCCGGCGUACAGAUUAGAAGUGUAAACUACAAAAGGGAGGAACAUGUGCUGUUGUCAUUUGCAAAGUUAAUAUAACUGCACAAAAUUUUCAAAGGAGACCAAUGCUUUUUGCUUAAACCCUCGAAAGCCUACAGCAAUGUCUUUUGUAAUGGUCUUGUCUUUGUCCAGAUAACUGAUAAUACUAAUUUGAAAAAGCACCUGCUUUUCCAAGGUCAGUAGUAAUAUAUAUAGCUGUGUUUGUUUAGAUUUUUAAAGUUUUGAAUGAGUAUUCUGACUUGUAUAUUUUUUUCUCUCUCUUGCAUUGCUAAUGUCUAUUGAGUUUUAAUUUUUUUCAUUCUUACUUUCGUAAAGUUUGAAAGAGCUUUUGUUGGAUUUGCAAUAAGGACAGGGAUAAGCAUGAGAAGACAUCAACUGAUAAAUGUGUUGACUUUUGUUGUAUAAAAACAAUAUUAUAUAAAUAUAUUGUUGACUUCAAGAUUGUUUUGGUUGAAGCACAAAGCUGUCAUUGCAGUUGAAAGUACUGUGCAGCUGCUCUGUAGCAAGUAUAUCAAAAGAGUUUAGCAUAAUCUUUUUUUUACCUUUGCAUAGUCACUUGGUUUUUUUAUCUUCUUCUCUCCCAUGUCCCUCUCUCUCAAACAUACACGUACACACACAGACAAAUAUACCCAUAACUUCUCCCCUCUUUUUCUUGGCUAUCUCACUUUCCAUUCCAAACAUAAUAUUCAUUUGCACAUAUCAUUUGGGAUCUUCUUCAUCGUGUCAUGUUGGGUAGGAAAAAAAAGUACAGUUAAUUAUGCAGGUUGAAUUGCUUUCCAGUGAGUAAACAUCAACAAAUAUUUGAUAAAGUGUCAAUACCAUUUGAUCAUACCAUUAAAUGAAUAGUCAAGUGUAACUGGAUUUUGAAAGAGUAACUGAGCUACAUUCUUUGAGAAAAUAGGAAUAUUGAUUUUUAGACAUUCUUAGUAGACUUUCAGCCAGUUUGAAAGAUAAAAAGGCCACGAAUGUUUUUUUCUCAUUUUCAAAUUCAUUUAAUGUGUUUCAUAAAUCUUGCAAUUGAUAAUUAUCUCUGUGCUAAAAGUGUUCUGGAAUAUUUUCUUCAUUUCAAAGGUACUUUCUUUUGUACUUGAUAUUUCAGUUGUCAAGAUCUGAUGUUUACUUAAGCAAAGUAUGGAUUUUUAAAGUAAGAGCACGCAGAAUUUUUAUUCUUUUUUGGGGGUUUCAUUAUGCUCUUGUUUUCUUGAAUAACAAAAUUCUAUUGUAGGAAGGAAUGUGACUGCUGUAGUGUGUGAAGCUAGCAGAGAAAGAAUAGUUUUUUCAUUAUAAAUCGUCAAUAUUGAUUUGAAAUGUCUGAAUACGAUAUACAUUUUUCUAGAUGUGUAAUUCUUUUCGGAUGGUGAAGCACUUUGUCAUGACCUAGUUUAUGCGUAGUUACUUUAUCUGGAUGGAAAUUAGAUUUCACUGUGCAGCAUCUACUUCUUGUUCAUGACUGAUAUACAUAGUAGUGGAGAAAGAGGAGGUGAUUCCAGUGCCAUUAUGGUUAGAUGUGGUGCUUAUUGAAAGACCAUUUGGUUCUUUGUUUUGACAGUUUUUACUCCUUAGGCCUUAAAUAUUGAAUAAAAGCUGUUUAUGAUGUUAUGAGGCCAACUUAAAAGGAUGUGUGCUCUUAAAUACCACAUAGCAGUAGCUGAGAUUGUUGUGGUAUGGUGUAGUUUUGAUUUCAUGUCCCUCAAGUGAGAUCACUUUUUUGGGGUUGUAUUAGUUUUUAUUUUUGUUGGUUUAAAGUUUUGAUAACCCUUGCACAAUCUACUCAUGUUUGUAGUUUUGUUUAUAUCUAUGAGAGCAUUCUUUUUCAUUUAUAGCGGGAAUGCUCUCUUAACAUGAUUUAAUGUGAGAUAAAAAGAAAGAUCAGUAGAGAUUUUCUGUGAACUGUGUUUUUAUGGUUUAACAGUAAUAUGAUUUACUUAAGGGCACAGUGGUGUGAACACAUAUGUACUUGAAGUGUCUCUGCUGUGCUCUUGUUUUUUCACCAGUGCUAUCUGGUGUCCCAAUGUUACCUUUCCUUUCGCUUCUUUCUUUAAAUUUGGUGUGACUCAAUUUUAUUUUCAGUUUCAUAAACCUGUGACUCAAUCCUGCGCUCUUGAAAUGUUUGAAGGAAACUUUGUGAUCAGUUGUUGCCUUUCUCUAUAGCUGUGUAAUUUUUUUUUCCUUUGAUGUACUGAUGCAGUCGAAGGUGCUGACUUACUUUGCUUUCAUUUAGCCACCCUGUUUCACCUGUUUAUGGAUUUUUGAAAUGUAAAUUUUGUAUUGAUUUGAAGGCUUUGGGUUUUAAAGCCUAAAACUGCCAGAAAUUUCAUUAUAAACAAAAAGAAACAACUAUUCUAUGCUUCUAGACUAGUCCUUCCUGUUUUUACCAUGCUCAGAUGUUACUUGCGCCAUUUUAGUCAGUAUUGCUGUAUGUUUAUGCAUUCGUGCAAGUGCAUGGUAAAUCGACAACUCCCUCUCAUGUUUUGUAGUGUUGAUGAAUGAUUUGGUUAAAGUAUGUCAUUGUUCUGAGGUGGAAUGUUCAUUGAGCAUUAUUUCCAACUGUUUUCCUUAUUGCCAUUGAUGAAAACAAGAUUGACUUUUUUCAUUUGCUGAUAAAUAAUAAAAGCACAUUCAUUUUUGGGGCUCAUUAGUCCCGUCAGGGAUUCAAGUAUUGUUAACAUUGCCAACUUUUAAAUACUUUACGUCAUAACAAGUCCACUUUGGUGGUCCAUUUACAACAGUUGUUUCCUAUCUUAAGGAUCUCAUCCUGACAUUCACUUCUUUCAUCAAACAAACUACUAUUCAUCUUGCUAACUUACAGGUCAGAUCAUGUGGUGUCUGUGGUAAUCAGUUACUGAAAUUUCCCCGAAGCAGUGCUGUUUGAUCCCCAUAUACUUGUAUCAUGUUUGCAACUCCUACCCCCCCCCUCCUUCCUGCACACACUACAUUUUCUUGGAUGUGGUGAAGAUGCCUCUCAUAAGUCCAUUCAUCUAUUUGUGCUUCCAUUACUUUUGCACCCCCUUGUCAUCCCUUGCCUUGUAACUUUUGCGUCUGUGACAAUGAAUAUAUUUUUUAUCAGGCCAUGAUAAUUGUCUUGUGUGAUCUAUAUUUAUCAUAUAAAAUCUGAUCUUUUUGUCUUUCACUGAAAAACUUAUUAAAUGGUUACUAUUAAAUUGACGUUUAAAAAAAUGAAGGUACUAAAUUAACUGUCUUUGUUAAAUUUCUGAUGAAUUCAACAAUGGAAAAAAGCAAUGGUUUUGUCAAACUCAACUGUGCGCAAGUCAUUUUUCAUCUCAGUUUGCUUUAUUUCUCAUCGCUUUGCACACAAUGAACGCAUCUGACUUGUCACUUCUUUUGACUUCUCUUUUCAUUCCUUGCAAUCAGGCCUUUCCAUGUGAUUGAAUUGUGCAUUGCUGAUAAUUUGUAGUGUCUUUUUCGUUUGUUACAUAGUAUGGUGAUAACAUCUAAUGGUUCUGUUUUAAUUUUUAUUUUUAUAGUAACUUAUUUAUUGAUUAUUGUGGACACUUUUUUUUUUGUAAAGCUUUUGAUGCAUUGUUUUUGUGCAACGUUUGUCAACAAUAAAAGUCAAUGUGCAAAAUUA